AUGACAUCUCCACAGGACAUCAAAUCAGAUAAGCCGAUUCCCAAACUCACCCCAUUUACAUACGAAAAUGACGUGUACCAAGCCGGUCGCAAAGGCCAGAAGCCCUCCAUAACUUUCAACUGCCACGAUUGGGAAACCCUAGCCAAAGAUCGGCUCUCGGCAGAUUCUUUCGGAUACGUCUGGGGAUCCGCUGGAACUCGUGAUACAGACAACAACAACAAGAAAGCCUUCAAAAAAUGGGGGAUCGUACCUUCGCGCCUGGUCAAGAGCGACUUCCCAGAUCUCAGAACGAAGAUUUUUGGCGAGAUGUACGACUAUCCGAUCGCCAUGGCACCGGUGGGCGUACAGCGGAUUUUCCACCCGGACGGGGAGAGGGCAUCGGCAAAGGCUGCCGAGAAGGAAAAUGUCCCUUAUAUCCUCAGCACCGCAUCAUCCACGAGCAUCGAGGAUGUCGCCAAGGCUAAUGGCAAUGGGCCUCGUUGGUAUCAACUCUACUGGCCUACGAAUGAGAACAAUGAUAUCACAGUGAGCCUGUUGUCACGGGCGAAAGCAGCCGGUUACAAGGUGUUGGUGGUCACCUUGGAUACGUACAUCCUUGGAUGGCGUCCCAGCGAUUUGAACAAUGCAUACAAUCCUUUCAUUCGACCUGACGAUAUCGGUGUAGCACUGGGAUUCACCGACCCUGUAUACCGCCGCAAGUUUGAGGAAGAGCAUGGGAAGCCCAUUGAGGAGGACCUCGAAACUGCCGCCACAGAGUGGGCACAUACCGUAUUCCCCGGUGUGAGCCACGGCUGGGAAGAUAUCAAAUUCCUCCAGGAACAUUGGGAUGGUCCAAUUGUUUUGAAAGGAAUCCAGACAGUGGCGGACGCGAAGAGAGCUGUGGACUAUGGUGUCCAGGGAAUUGUGGUCUCCAACCAUGGUGGACGACAACAGGAUGGAGGUAUUGCAUCUUUGGAUGUUUUGCCUGAGAUUGUGGACGCUGUAGGAGAUGAUUUGGAAAUUAUCUUCGACUCGGGUGUUCGCUGUGGUGCUGAUAUUGUAAAGGCGUUAGCACUUGGAGCGAAAAUGGUCCUGAUUGGUCGUCCAUACGUUUAUGGAUUGGCCAUUCAAGGUGAGGGGGGAGUACGCCAUGUGCUGAAGAGUCUCCUAGGAGAUUUCAAUCUGUCCCUCCAUCUGUCGGGAAUCAGCUCUGUAUCGCCUGAACAUCUCAAUCGAUCGGUAUUGCGUCGGACAGAUAAAUAG
Messenger RNA from Penicillium robsamsonii, 1242 nucleotides. Its product is annotated as lactate 2-monooxygenase. The transcript has a single exon. The record is from RefSeq and is a predicted model, not a curated record. Lineage: Eukaryota; Fungi; Ascomycota; Eurotiomycetes; Eurotiales; Aspergillaceae. Gene Ontology annotation, molecular function: oxidoreductase activity; FMN binding. The coding region runs from base 1 to 1242 and encodes 413 amino acids.